AGUCCAGCCCAUUCCUCCAUAAAUGCCCUGACAUCCCAGGAGCAAACAGAAGCAGGGCAGGAUGGAGCGGAGACGCAUCACCUCUGCGCGCCGCUCCUAUGCCUCCUCCGAGACGGUGGUCCGAGGCCUUGGUCCUAGUCGACACCUGGGUACCAUGCCGCGCUUCUCCCUGUCUCGUAUGAGCCCUCCACUCCCUGCCAGGGUGGACUUCUCCUUGGCCGGGGCACUCAAUGCCGGCUUCAAGGAGACUCGGGCCAGUGAGCGCGCAGAGAUGAUGGAGCUCAAUGACCGCUUUGCUAGCUACAUCGAGAAGGUCCGCUUCCUGGAACAGCAAAACAAGGCACUGGCAGCUGAGCUGAACCAGCUUCGAGCCAAGGAGCCCACCAAACUGGCCGACGUCUACCAGGCAGAGCUUCGGGAGCUGCGGCUGCGGCUGGACCAGCUUACUGCCAAUAGUGCUCGGCUGGAGGUGGAGAGGGACAAUCUGGCACAGGACCUCAUCACCCUGAGGCAGAAGCUCCAAGAUGAAACCAACCUGAGGCUGGAGGCAGAGAACAACCUGGCUGCGUAUAGACAGGAGGCAGAUGAAGCCACCCUGGCUCGUGUGGAUCUGGAGAGGAAGGUUGAGUCGCUGGAGGAAGAGAUCCAGUUCUUGAGGAAGAUCCAUGAAGAGGAAGUUCGAGAACUCCGGGAGCAGCUGGCCCAACAGCAGGUCCAUGUGGAGAUGGAUGUGGCCAAGCCAGACCUCACAGCGGCCCUGAGAGAGAUUCGCACUCAAUAUGAGGCGGUGGCCACCAGUAACAUGCAAGAGACAGAGGAGUGGUAUCGGUCCAAGUUUGCAGACCUCACAGACGCUGCUUCCCGCAACGCAGAGCUGCUUCGCCAGGCCAAGCACGAGGCUAAUGACUACCGCCGCCAACUGCAGGCCUUGACCUGCGACCUGGAGUCCUUGCGCGGCACUAACGAGUCUCUGGAGAGGCAAAUGCGCGAACAGGACGAGCGCCAUGCACGGGAGUCGGCGAGUUACCAGGAGGCACUCACUCGGCUGGAGGAGGAGGGCCAAAGCCUCAAGGAGGAGAUGGCCCGCCACCUGCAGGAGUACCAGGAUCUACUCAACGUUAAGCUAGCCCUGGAUAUCGAGAUCGCCACCUACAGGAAAUUGCUGGAGGGCGAAGAAAACCGCAUCACCAUUCCUGUACAGACUUUCUCCAACCUCCAGAUCCGAGGGGGCAAAAGCACUAAAGAAGGGGAAAGCCACAAAGUCACAAGACAUCUCAAAAGGCUCACAGUACAAGUUAUACCAAUACAGGCUCACCAGAUUGUAAAUGGAGCCCUGCCAGCUGCAGAAACCAGCCUGGACACCAAAUCCGUGUCAGAAGGCCACCUCAAGAGGAACAUCGUGGUAAAGACAGUGGAGAUGCGGGAUGGCGAGGUCAUUAAGGAGUCGAAGCAGGAGCACAAGGAUGUGAUGUGA
This is a messenger RNA of Grammomys surdaster, 1474 nucleotides long. It is a transcript of the gene Gfap, whose product is annotated as glial fibrillary acidic protein. Gene Ontology annotation, biological process: intermediate filament organization; regulation of chaperone-mediated autophagy. The record is from RefSeq and is a predicted model, not a curated record. NCBI's taxonomy places the organism in Eukaryota, Metazoa, Chordata, Mammalia, Rodentia, Muridae. The coding region runs from base 62 to 1474 and encodes 470 amino acids. Gene Ontology annotation, molecular function: structural constituent of cytoskeleton. The transcript has 10 exons. Gene Ontology annotation, cellular component: cell projection; cytoplasm; intermediate filament.